Acanthoscelides obtectus is the source of this 948-nucleotide messenger RNA. The record is from the annotation of a GenBank genome assembly. Lineage: Eukaryota; Metazoa; Arthropoda; Insecta; Coleoptera; Chrysomelidae.
UAUGAAUGACAUAAUCACGUUAUGCUCAUUAUAUAUUUACAGUUUCUUUGUUUUGUUUCAGGAAAUGUGAGCGCCAUUUUCAUUUACAAAUGGAAAGGCGAGGAGCUGGUAAAAGCUCUACAAAACGAUUCAACCGUCUACGUGCAUAUCACUAUUGCAGCACAUACCUCAUCUAGACAAGCAAACAUAAACAGGACGUCGGUGUUAUUCGUCUCGAUAACAUUCAUCGUUCUGAUGGUGAUAUCUUUGACAUGGCUAGUGUUUUACUAUGUACAAAGGUUUAGGUACAUCCGUACCAAAGAUAAAAUAUCUCGAAGGCUUGGUAAUGCAGCGAAGAAGGCAUUAUCCAAAAUACCAACUAAGAAUCUGAAAUGCGAAGAUAAGGAAAUGCAAGGUGACUGUGAAUGUUGUGCCAUCUGUAUAGAACCAUAUAAGAUCUCCGAUACGUUAAGGAUUUUACCAUGCGGGCACGAAUUCCACAAGAGCUGCAUAGAUCCAUGGUUGCUGGAACACCGUACCUGCCCGAUGUGCAAGAUGGACAUCCUGCGCCACUACGGAUUCGUGGUCAGUUCACCCUCAUCAGUUAGCGGCUAUAUUUAGUAGAACAGUCUGUCGCUUAACACGCAACACUUCACCAGAAUAUCUGUGAUACACUAUCAUCAUCCGUCUAGCACUCUUCACCACUACUCCUCAACUCUUCCUAGUCUAUCGGCAACAAGUAGCGCUUGUGCGGUAUGUGGUGUCUGGUCUGUUUUGGUGGAGACAUAUGAACCAAAUUAGACAGGCCCCUGCAUUCUUUGGAGAAAGCAAUGAAAUAUGGAAGCCUUAUAGUCCAAGAAGUACCGGAAAAAACACCCUAUACUCUAGGCGCUGAAGAAAGAAACUAAACCCAAACAAAUACACGCAUAUUGCUCGUGAGUGAGUGUUUAGGUGCAGGAGACAUUACAG